Molecule: messenger RNA, 1018 nt
Organism: Dentiscutata erythropus
Lineage: Eukaryota; Fungi; Glomeromycota; Glomeromycetes; Diversisporales; Gigasporaceae
Source: the annotation of a GenBank genome assembly
AAACUCAGAAAACUAAAUCUACGAAAACUAAAUCUACAGCAACUAAAUCUACGAAAACUAACUCUACAGCAACUAAAUCUACAGCAACUGCAUCAAAUGGAUGUGGGCCAAAACAUGAAAAUAAGAAAUGUCCCGAUAAUGCUUGUUGCUCAAAAGAUGGAUUCUGCGGGGAUGAUGUUUCCUUUUGUGGAGUAGAAUGUCAAUCAGAAUUUGGUCAUUGUUUUCCUGCCUCAACCGAUUCGACAUGUGGCGCAAAGACUAACACAACAUGUCCUUUUAAUGAUUGUUGUUCACAAACAGGAUUUUGUGGAUCUACUCAUGAUAAAUUGAAAAAGCAUAACAUAAAAGCGACGUUCUUUGUUAAUGGUAAUACAGGAGAGAAAGAUUCCUGCAUCUAUGACAAUGCCGAAACCCUACAACGUGCAUUCCUUGAAGGUCAUCAAAUUGCGGCUCAUACUUGGUCUCAUCCUAGUCUUGGAUCACUCAGUAAAGAAGAAAUUAUUUAUCAAAUCGAUUACCUUGAAGUAGCAUUUAAAAAAAUUCUUGGUACUGUCCCUACAUAUUUCCGACCUCCUUUUGGUACAGGAAUAAAUGUUGUUGACCUUCGUAAUGAAUUAAUAAAGAGAAAUUACAUAGUUGCAUUAUGGGAUGUUGAUACCCGAGAUUGGGCUGAAGCUUCAGUGAAAGACAGUGAAAACCUUUUUUCACAAGGUACUAGCGAUGGACUACCACGCAUUAGUUUGAGUCACGAUAGAAUAAAUACUACAGUUGGACCAUUAGCAGAUUUUGAAAUUAAAUUUUCUCUCGAAAAAUCUUAUAAACCAAUGACUUUAGCUGAAUGUAUUGGAAAAGAUGAUAUAAAAGAUUGGUAUAGAAAUCCUCCAAAGUUUGGCAAAAGAGAUGAAACUUGGAAGUAUAAAAGUAUCUUUAUUGAAGUAAAAUUUUAUUUUCAUUCUUCCUGGAAAGAAGCUAUGGCAUUGAGAUCCUUAGAAGAAUAUACAGGCUUCGAAAAUAUCAA